Molecule: messenger RNA, 3241 nt
Organism: Amyelois transitella
Lineage: Eukaryota; Metazoa; Arthropoda; Insecta; Lepidoptera; Pyralidae
Product: transmembrane protein 165
Exons: 5
Coding region: 195-1007 (270 amino acids)
Biological process (GO): manganese ion transmembrane transport; Golgi calcium ion transport; calcium ion transmembrane transport
Cellular component (GO): Golgi apparatus
Molecular function (GO): calcium ion transmembrane transporter activity; manganese ion transmembrane transporter activity
Source: RefSeq, a predicted model, not a curated record
AAAGAAGACGACAAUUCAAGGGUGACUUGAUUUGUCGAUUUUUUUGUAAAUUUUGUUAAAAAUGUUUCAGUUUCUUUGUUGCAAUAAUAUUUAAAUUUGAUUGUAAUUUGUUUACUUGCACUUCAGUUAAUGAGGAGUUGAGAAGGCUUACUUAUUCGUUAUUGUGUUUGGCGUGGCAAAAGAAAUUUGUCAAGAUGAUAAGAAAAAGGACAGUGUUGGCGGUUGGCGCCUUCGCAGCGACAUGGGCCUUCACAACGGCACAUCCGCCCGUAGCACUGUCAUCAUCUUUGCCAUCACCCACAGAAGAGCGUACAGCGAUCCAACGCAGCUUCUGGCAAGGUUUCCUCGCAUCUCUCUCCGUCGUCAUCGUCUCAGAAUUAGGAGAUAAGACCUUCUUUAUUGCAGCCAUCAUGGCAAUGAAGCAUCCUCGUGUUAUAGUCUUCGCGGGUGCCAUAUCAGCUCUAGUCUUCAUGACCAUACUAUCAGCAGCUUUUGGGUGGAUAGCGACAGUUAUACCCAGAGUGUACACGUACUAUAUAAGUGCUGCAUUGUUUGCUAUAUUUGGACUGAAGAUGUUGAGAGAUGGCUGGAAAAUGGAUCCCAAUGAAGGACAAGAGGAGUUGGAAGAAGUACAGAGCGAGCUAAAAAGAAGAGAGGAUCAGGAAGAAAAAGAAGAGACGCUAGACAUGUUAGAACAAGGUCAAGUUGAGAACCGACGGCGCAAACGCAACGCGAUCAUAAAAGUGUUGCUUCAAGCGGCAACGCUCACAUUUCUCGCCGAGUGGGGGGACCGUUCGCAGCUAGCCACCGUGGUGUUGGCGACGAGAGAGGACGCGGUGGGGGUGGUGGUGGGCGGGUCGCUGGGUCACGCGCUGUGCACCGGCUUGGCUGUGAUUGGUGGACGGAUGGUGGCGCAGAAGAUUUCUGUCAGGACUGUUACGAUAAUCGGUGGUAUAGUGUUCCUGUUUUUCGCUGUAAGUGCACUAUUUAUUGGCCCCGGACUAUAGGCCACUAUGUGACAUAUUGUGUAAGUGACCAUAUGUAUAAUGUACAUUGUUAUAGCUUAGUAAAUGUGUAUUGUAAGGUGCCUCAAAAAAGAAACAAGAGUUGAUGAUGUUCAGAAAUUGACCAAUCAAUUGAGAUUUUUCAACGGACAGACGCUUGUGAUUGGUCAAUUUGAAAUAACUGAUUAUGUGAGACGCUUUUGAAUUUGUAAAAACUGUUGUUAUUGGAUAAAUCAUGUUUUAAUGAGACACAAGACGUUUUGUUAGGUUGGAUGACAGAUUAUAUUAUAUCUCAGAUGAGUGUGAUGUUCUUCUUCUGUGGCGCGCAUGGCACUUUAUUAUGACGUGAAAAGGGACAACGAUAGUUUAUCGCUACAAUCGGAAAAUUUAUCCAUCACUAUCACUACAUAUUAUAAAGUCCCUAUAGCCUAUAGCUAUAGCUAUUUAAUUUGUUUGUAUAUGCGCUAAUCUCGGAAAAUUGUGGAAGGAUUUAGUUCCUGUAUGAAAUGUUGGAAUGAGUGUUUUCUGAGGAAGGUUUUUAUCUAUAAAUGGUACCCGAAGACGGGACUAGGUUUGCUAGUUAUUUAUAAAUAAAAAUUGACAAAAAUGGCUAUCGUGCUUUCGUCGUAUGUGUUACAGUUUGAACUAGAGAUAACUAUCAACCAUAUUUAAAGAGCAGUGGGUGUGUUGAUGAAAGUUGACGUAUGUAUCUUAUGUUCUUUCUCUUUCUUUCAUUUAGGUUAACCUCAAAUAUAGAAAGAAAGGGGAGAUAUGCCUUGUUAACGUUCGUGUAUCAAAACCGCUUUACAUGUGGGUUUUUACCAAAAGAUAAAAUAAAUAUUUAGAAUAUUUUCUUGUUUAUGAUAUAUAUGUAUGUUAUAAAGUGUCCAUGCAGUUAAGUAGCUAGCUUAUGAUAAAUAACACAAGUGGGAUCAGUGACAUCAAUAUGAUAUGGCAUUUUGACUUCGUUCGAUUGGAUUCUUAGAUAGAAGAAUGUUACGAUAUAAUGCAAGAAACCUAAAAUAUGUAUAAUUGUGUUUGCUUUUGCAAGUAAAUAAAUAAAUGCAAAAGAAAAUCUUCUAAAUGUGUAAGGAUCACAAAAUGUUGGGAAUUUCAUUAUGAUUCCUUUUUUAUUUAUCAAUUUGGGAUGCAGACGGCGGUCAAUAGCAAAUCUUUCAUUAAAAAAAAUUUGUUCAAUUUUGGUUGAAACCAUAGAAUUCAGAAUAACACAGUAAACGUGGUAAAUAUUUACUGGUGGUUUGACAGGUCUAGCCGUAAUUACUGCUACACGUUUGAUAACAGGUCUGCAGGUAAGAUUGCGUGCGGUAAAAGCCAAAUUUCUUUUCGUAGUAUAAGGCAUUUUUACUGCCUUAUAUUAUGCCGUUUUUAUUAAAGUAAUUAGUGAAAUAAUUAAGACUAAUUCUAAACAAAACUAAGAACGAACAACACAUUGUUUAUUUGUCUGAAUGAAAUGCACUUCACCGUUGCCACAGAGUGAAUCAGAAUCUAGAAUCGUCACAAAAAAAUUUGAGAUAAAGCCGAUUCAGUUCAAAGAGUUUGAUAAAUAUUUAUUUGCCUAAAGGAUUACUGUUAUCUUGCUGUGUCUGUGUUUAAUAAAAAAAAAAAGAGAUCCAGUGAAUAUAAUUGUUAUUAAAGAAAUGAAUUCGUAUAGUUUUUGCUAGAAAUUUUAGUAGGCUCAGUGUAAAGAAAAACUAUUUAAAGUACGAAAAUAAUCAGUAUUUUCAAGACUUUUGGCUGUCUACCCCGCAAGGCAUAUAGACGAGAUUAUAUGAAUUUAUGUAUGUAUGAAAAUACACAGAAUAUAAAUUAAAAAGAUCAUAUAGGAAUUUGAAACGGUGAAUAAGUUUGUAUAUCAAUCAUUUACACUGAAUCUUAAUGAUUUCGUUCAUUUCUAGAGCGUGAUAGGCUCGUCGACACUAGGGAAAGCCAUUCAGUCUCUAUUUUUAACAAUUUUUAUCUAGUUGACAAAGAGAUCAUGCAACUAAAUAUAAUUCACCGAUUAUAUUUUUAUUUCCUAACACAGUACUUGCUAUUCAAUAAUAGUAAGAUCAUUAGUUUCGAGAACGAAUAAUGAUUUUUUGUAUAGCUUUUUCGUCAAAUCAUUAUUCGCAGCACUUAGAACAAUUAAUUAUUUUUUAUUGUAAAACAUAAGAUUGGUACUUAUCCAUGUGUUUCCGUUAGAUAUAGAAAAAAAUACAGACUAAAGCACUUAGCCG